GCUGCAGGUUUUCUGCCCCACUACUUUCAUUUUGCAGCCUGGCAAAUGCUGCGAGAUAAAAGGAUGUUCAUCAGUUUGAGGGAAACAAAAAGAGUAGUCCUUUGAAAUUGAGCUGGAAAGGCUGCGAUCAGCUGCUUUGCAGCCAGAAUCAACUAAAAUAGAGUUUUUUUUUCAAAAAUAAGAUACCAUGACAAAAACAGCAGAAGCCAUUUGAAGGGCCUGAUGUGUGCUAAGGAUUGAAAUGUUUCUCAGACAUUUCUACCAGGUGUCAGGAACAAAGACCCACACUCACUGGACUUGAACACACUGGCUCAGAUACGGCAACUCCCUCUUCAUCCCCACUCUUCAGAUUCAAGAUACAAUGAAGAAGGUGGCUUCCUCCUUGUGUCUGAGCUCCAGGGCCAGCACCUCUGCCCCUGGUUUAAUCAUUUUCUGCACUUGUUUUUGCAUCCAGAAGUUGGAAUCAGCCCAGUUCAGAGUAAUUGGAUCUGCUCAACCAAUCACUGCUAUUGUGGGACAGGACAUCGUGUUACCCUGUCACCUGUCCCCCAGAAUGAGCGCGGAGAACAUGGAAGUGAGGUGGUUUCGAAACAACUUUGAAGCUUACGUGCAUCUGUACUGUGAUGGGAGAGAUCAGUAUGAAAAACAGAUACAAGAAUAUUUUGGAAGGACAGAGCUAUUGAAAGACAGCAUUGCGGAUGGAAAUGUUCCCUUAAAGAUUCUUAAUAUCAAAUAUUCAGAUGAAGGGGAGUACAGCUGUUUUCUUCACGAUGGCAGUACUACUGCUGGAACCGUAUUGGAUCUCAACGUAGUAGUCUUAGGUUCUGUUCCCCUCAUCUCUGUGGAGGAUUACCAGGAGGGAGGGAUCCGCAUAGUUUGCCGAUCAUCUGGCUGGUUCCCAGAGCCCAAGGUGGUAUGGAAAGAUCCCAGUGGGCAGCAUUUGCCAUCACUUCCUAAAACAAAAGCUCAACAGGAUAAUGUCCUAUUUGAAACUGAAACUACUAUUGUUAUAAAAGAAUAUAGAAACUCAAAAUUGUCAUGUUGGAUAAGAGACAAGUACCUUAGCCAAGGGAAGGAAUCAACCUUUUCUAUAUCAGAUCUGUUUUUCCCUCAGAUGAAUACCUGGAUGGUGGCUCUGAUUUUUAUCCUGGUGGUUUCAUUGGGUCUCUUUGUCUUGAUCAUUUAUCUUUUCAAGCUAAGAAGUGACCUUCUGAGACAACUUGGGUGGAGAAGACAUGUCAUCUGUCCAGGGCUGGGCAGAACUGCGCCACCUGUGGAGGAAGUGAAGGUGACUCUGGAUCCAGACACCGCUCAUCCCGAGCUUGUCCUAUCUCAGGAUCAGAGAAGUGUGACAUGGACAGAGACAAAGCAGCAGCUGCCUGACAAUCCUGAGAGAUUUGAUGCUGAGCGCUGUGUGCUGGGAUGUGAGGGAUUCACCUCAGGGAGACACUGCUGGCAGGUGGAGGUUGGAGAGGGGGGAUACUGGGCUGUGGGGGUUGCCAGAGAGUCUGUGAAGAGGAAGGGAUGGAUCUGCUUUGGCCCUGAGGAAGGGAUCUGGGGUGUGCAGUGCUGGGGGGAUCUGUUCAUUGUUCUCCAAGGUCCUGAUCACAGACCCCUGACCCUGGACCGGGCACCUAGAAGGGUCCGGGUGUAUCUGGAUUGUGCAAGGAGGCAGGUGUCAUUUCUUGAUUCUGAUACCGAGACCCUAAUCUUUACCUUCCCGCUGCCCUUGCUCACUCAAGACAGAAUCCAGCCCUGGCUCUGGCUGCGGGAUUCGAGAGUCCAGCUCAGGUUUCCCCACUGAGUCACUGAUGCAACCUUGCACUGCACCAGAGAGGAUCUCUUAGUUCAGGGGUUCUCAAACUGUGGGUCGCGACCCUCCGGGGGGUCACGAGCAACUUAAAAGGGGGUCACAAACUUCUCUGCCAUCCCCAUGUGCAAACACUCUGCAUGCUUCCCUCCCCGAGCAGAGAUGCACAUGUUCUUGGACUCGACCGGGGUGGUGGGGGGGUGGUGCAUAAAUUUAUACAUUAUUUUAUGGGGUCAUGGUAUCACAAAGUUUGAGAGCCCCUGUCUUACUUGGCUUCUGUAGCCUCAUUCAUGCUCAUCUCUAUGACUCUGAAGGACCUAUCUCUUCCUGGAGACUUUCAGCCCUGCAGUCUCUGUGAACCUGGAGAAGCAGGGUCGGUUCCUGCACUGUCAGGUCACAGGGAACAGGAAGUGACUCAGGUGGAAAGACCAAUAUUUAAGCCUCUUUCCAAGCCUCUGUGACCCAGGGGGGCUGUAGAGUCUGCAGCAUCAGAGACUGCUCAGCUGAGCCCCAGGGAGGGGCCAAAAACAAGGAAAUAGAGGGACUGUUGGAUGCUGUUGAACCCGGAGGCUCUUUCAUUGCAGUUCAUCCAUUCAUAAUCCCAAAGUGAGGAGAAGUGCAAAUUUUGUUCUUUUUCCCUUUGUCUGGUUGCUGAACAACUACCCCUGUGACUGGCUGCCUUCACAUUUAUGAUAAUAAACAACCUUU
Messenger RNA from Alligator mississippiensis (American alligator), 2518 nucleotides. Its product is annotated as butyrophilin subfamily 1 member A1-like. The transcript has 10 exons. Bases 362 to 1804 code for a protein of 480 amino acids. The record is from RefSeq and is a predicted model, not a curated record. Lineage: Eukaryota; Metazoa; Chordata; Crocodylia; Alligatoridae. Gene Ontology annotation, molecular function: protein binding.